Molecule: messenger RNA, 3729 nt
Organism: Caenorhabditis auriculariae
Lineage: Eukaryota; Metazoa; Nematoda; Chromadorea; Rhabditida; Rhabditidae
Source: the annotation of a GenBank genome assembly
AUGAUUUCAGUGAUUAUCGGUAAAGGUUCUACUUGAGUGAUUGUGAAAGGUUUUGACAGCCUGAAACUAUUUGACUAAACUAGUUUUUCUUUGCCAUUAAAUUACGGGUUGUUGAGACAUGAAGAAGUUAGACACGAAAGGCCGACAGUAAUCACACUAUCGCAAACAUUACAAAUCGUCUCUUUUUUUGAAAAUGUCCGAAAUCAGCUGAUUGUUCAUGUCCAUGAUGUCCUUAUAAGUAAUAUCACAGGGACUGCUAUCCUUGAUAGCCUGCCAUUCUGCCUCUGACCAAUUGUAAAAAGUUUCUAUUUGCGCUGGCAAUACAAAUUUCAGGAUCAGGAAGAUCUUGAACUGGUUCAUCAAAAACUGUAAAAAAACAAGUGAAAAAAAUUACUUCUUAAAUCUCACAUUCAUCUUCCCUAGCAUCAUAUUGAAUCUCUUCGUAGUCUUCAACAAAAGAAACGUUCACAAGAUCCUCAUUUCUUUCUGUUUGUCUUUUAGAAUUUGGAAAUUCCGCUGUAAAAAUCAAAUGAAAACUACGUUCAUUAUUGUCGCAAAUUCACGGCAACUCUGGCAGGCCGGGUUGCAAGUGCAAACUAUGUGGCAUUCACAGUCCGGACAGUAAUACGGUCUACGUCUUUUGCCUCUUUGUGUCCGCCUUUCCAUUGCUACAGCGCGCUGGAUACACUAAUUUAUGUUUUCUUCAUGCAGAGAAAAUUUUAAUAAAAAGAAUAAAAACUCACCCAAACAGCCUACUGAAGGUCGCCCUCGAAGUAUUUAUGUUGCUUUUGACACCAAACUGAAAAAAGUCAAUUUAAUAAAAAAUUUUUCCAUUUUAUCAAAAAUCAUCGGAAAGAAUAGAUCACAGGAAGCAGUUAAAAUGCAUCAACGACUCAUUCUUAUAAGAUUAGUAUACUAAUCGAAAAGCUCAACAAAAAAAAAAUGAGGCUAUUUGAAAAAAACGCGCUCGUCGUAGCCUCAAAUUUCGAAAACACGGAGAUUUUUCAUUUCGCCGAAACUACAUUGAGCGCGGCACUGUCUAUGCAACAAAAAUUUUUAAAAAUACGGUAACAAAAAGAAACGCAUAAUAAUUUGAAAAAAAUGCACAGAAACAGUAUAUUUUUGAGAUAAAGUAAAAAUAGUCCUGAAUUGGUGUUCGAAUGUGAGUAAUAAACACUAAUGCAUAACCAUCGAAAUUCAAUAAAAUAACUGCAAAUAAUGAAAAUGGAAUAAAUAACAUUUCAAAUGUGACUAGAAUUUAAAAAAAAUGUAUAAAAUUUAAAAAUUGCAAUUUAAUUGAACACGAUGGCGGACGAUAUAUUGGCGAGACCGCAAACAUCUCGCAAAAAUCUCGCGCGAGACCUUGACGAGAAGUUUGCGAGAUAGCGUCGAGCUGUCUUGUCGCGACCUCGCAUUUCUCUCGCGCCAGUCUCGGCAGUUAUCUUUAGUGUAGUGAAAGAUUUAGAUAGAAAUCGUGCAAAUUUUUUCAAGGAAAUAAUAAAAUUUCCCUUUUUUCUUGAGUAAUAUGAUGAAAUUUAAUUUUUUUUCACAUUCAGAAAAUAAGUACUUCUUUGAAUAAGUAGAAAAUUAAACAACGAAUUUUCAGCCCCAUAUGGAGUUCGCGAAAAAGCGCGGAAGCUCGGCAAAAAGGAGCAAAAAUCGGAAAAAGAUGAAGCCGUCAAUGAUUUGUUGGUUAUAACUCAUUUUACUGUUUCAAGAAAGGAAUAUAGUUAAAUUUUAUUUUUCAUAAUGAGUUUCAUCUCUUGAUCUCUUCUUUCUGAAAAAAAAAAUUAAUAAAUUCGGUCUGCCUUGAUUUUGAAAAAGAUGGUCGCAUUUGGAAUGGAUCAGGCGUCGAUUUUAAGGUUGCGCCCGACCUGAAACUACUUGCGCCCUGGGACAAUAGGAUAAUGAUUUUUUUUUUUUCAAAUGAAAGGGGCAGAAUUCGGAAUGAUAACAGUGUGAUUACUCAGAUUUUCACGAAGUUUUGAGAUUUUUAGCGCAAAUUUAGGUCCUUUUUUAAAAUCUGAGUUUUUUCGAAUUUUCGAGAGUCUGGAUUUUUUUUUUUCGGUGUGUCCAUAAAGUUGUAAUCGCGAUGAAAAACUGGGUGAAACGGAUUUUUAAUCAAAAUAAACCUCGUUUUUAGCUUUCCAAAUUCUUUUAAUACGAUUAUUUUACCGCGACGCUGAUCCAGCCAUUCCAAGUGCGAUCUUUUUUAGGUAAAUUUUGUCAAUUUUGGUCUAUGAAGUUAGAAUAGUAAUAAAAACUGGGUCAAAUGGCUUUUAAUCAAAGAAAAAACCUCAUUUUUCACUACUACUACGCUUUCCACUCUGAUUUGGACCGCAUCGCGACCGCGACGCCGAUCUAGCCAUUCCCAAUGCGACCAUUUUUUGGUUAUUUUUGUCUGUAAAGUGAAAGUCGCGAUGAAAACGGGGUCUAAGGGCUUUUUUAAGCCAAGAAAAAGACCUGUGAUGUUAAAUGCACCGCGACCGCGACGCCGAUCUAGCCAUUCCCAGUGCGAACAUUUUUAGGUGAUUUUUGUCUAUAAAGGUCGCAUGAAAAUUGGGCCAAAUUGGUUUUUAAUCAAAAUGAACCUCGUUUUUACCUGUCCAAAUGUUUUUUAGCGAUUUUUUUUUACCGCGACGCUGACCUAGCCAUUCCAAAUGCGACCAUUUUUUAGGUAAUUUUUGUCAAUUUUGGUCUAUGAAGUUAGAAUCGUAAUGAAAAAGUGGGUCAAAUAGCUUUUUGAUGCGAAAAAUAAUCUUUUUACAUUGUGAUCUUAACCGCAACGCGACCGCGACGCCGAUCUAGCCAUUCCCAGUGCGAGCAUUUUUAGGUGAUUUUUGUCAAUUCGCAAUGAGAACGGAGUCAAAUGGCUUUUUAAUGGAAAAAGAAACUUGAUUUUUCACUACCCUAAUACCUUUUUUGCAAUGAUUUUAACCGCGACACGGAUCUAGGCAUUCCAAGUGCGACCACUUUUUGGUCAUUUUUGUCAAUUCGCGAUGAAAACGGGGUCAUACGGCUUUUUUUUUAUCAAAAUAAAUCUCGUUUUUUAUUGUCCGAAUGCUUUUUUAGAAUUAGUUAACCACAACGCGACCACGGGGGCGAUUUAGCCAUUCCAAAUGCGACCAUUUUAUGCUGGUUUUUGUCAAUUUUUUGUCUAUAAAGUUAGAAUCGCAGGGAAAACGGAGUCAAAUGGCUUUUUGGACGUAAUUUUUCACAACCCUAAUAUCUUUUUUGCAAUGAUUUUAACCGCGACACUGAUCUAGCCAUUCAAAGUGCGACCUUUUUCUCAAAUCGACACGAAAAUAUCAAUUUUUACAGUCAGAGGUACCCGGAAAAGCAGGUUUACCACUUGGAAGACACCUAUACCGAUUUAUUGGACCUUGCCGCCGAUAUUUGUACCAUCAAUGGACGGGUUUCCUUCUGGUACCCGGUGAUUCUUGAAAAGUUUGAAAGAAAUCACUUUCCAAAAAAUCAGAAUUAUUUUUUCAGUUAUUCCGAAGAAAAUUUGCCCCGGCACCCGGCUUUGCAGUUGAUUUACAACUGUGAACAGGGCUUGACGAGGAAAUCGAGCCGGUUUUUCGAAUAAAUUGAAAGAAAAUCAUGGAAAUCUCCUUUUUCAGAAGGCUCCUCACUUAUCGGAAGAUCAGGGAGCCCGAAAUUGGAGAAACUGCCAAAAUUCCACUUUCUGGCGUCAGUUUAUACCGAAAUGCCCUGUUUUCCAGCUGA